AUAAAUCAUUUAUUUAUCAUGGUAGCAAUUCAGCUGAUUUACUUCAUUGCAAACUAUUUCCACAAGACCAACAUACAUGUAUUUCUCUAAUUUUUAAAAAAAAUAUUUACAAACAAUUUGUAUAAUUCCAAAAAAAAAUGUGCAAGUGAUAUUUCACAAACAACACAUGUGGUCUAUAUGUACCCCUGCUUUCUGGUAGGUCUAGGGGCUGUACCUAACACAGAACUGCCUGCAGACCCAUUGAGAUUACACCUAUAGUUUACUUGACAAAUGUCUUCAGUGAACAAUUACCCAUUAAUCAAGACUUCAAACUUCUUAAUCACCCUGUGUCAAUUUCACGAUGACUUGCAUCAUUAAACAUCAUUCAUCUCUAUUCUAUAUCCAGAGAUGCACCUUUUUCCAUAAUAAGUUAAAGAAGUACUAUAAAACUCAUACAUAAAGCCACAAAAUGGACAAAUUCUUUUUCGGAGUUUUUCUUUUGGGGAUACUUUUGUGGGAAGAAAUCACUGCACAGACAAGGAACCAAGGACAAAAUUCAAACCCUGGGUUUCCAACCAACCAGACAACUCAAAAAAAUUCAUCCAACUCGCAAAACAAAAAUGUCCAGAAUAACUAUAACAGCAAUUUACAGCCCAAGGUGAACUCUGGGUCUUCAAACUGGAACAAUGGACCUCCAAGAAAAAAUUGGGAAGGUGGGCCCUCAUCAUGGACGAGUGGAAACUCGCAAGGUAGAACCUCAAUGCGGAGCAGUGGAAAUUCUCGAGGCAGACCAUCCAAUAACAAAUGGAGUGGUGGUCCCACAAACAUCAAUAAUGGACCUAAAGGCAAUUGGAAUGCUGGACCACCGAGUGGUAAUUGGAAUGCUGGACCACCCAGCGGUAACUGGAAUAAUGGUCCCCCUAACGGAAACCGGAAUGGUCCGCCCCAAAAUGGAAAUUGGAACAGUGGACCCCCUAAUGGUAAUCGGAAUAGUGGUCCACCAAACAAUAAUUGGAAGAAUGGCCCACAAAAUAAUGGGCCUCCGAAUGGAAACUGGAACAAUGGGCCACCACCAUAUCCUAGCAAUGGACCACCGUAUGGGCCCUGGAAUCAAGCACCCCCCUUCCCUGGCCCAGGACUUCCCCUGCUAGACCCUGACCUCCCUGAUGGAUUAGACACUAUGUAUCAACGAAUGCAGGCUAUGCAAGCCAUGCACGAGAUGAAUCAGUAUGCUAGCAAAUUUGGGGGACUGGACAUUAUUCCACCUAUGGCUUUUCCACAUCCUGUACCUGCACCUGGGAUGGCCCCUAGGAUACCUGGAUCUGGACCUCAGACCGGAUUUCCUCAGAGACCUCACACCCGAUUAGGGGUCUGGACUGGAACCGAUCCAAAGAGUGCAAACAGCACAGGCAACAUUACCAUGGCAUUCACUAGAAGAAAUUCAGCGCAAUCAAAUACCCUGAGACCCAAGCUAGCGGAGUUCCAACACCAAGGAAGAAUAGGAUGGGGAAAUGGAAACGAAACUACUAACUCUACAAGUAUGACUGGACAAAACCAAAGCCAGAUCAUGACCAAUCCACGGAACUAUCUUUAUAAUCCCUACAGUUAUGGUUUCAAUGGUUUUGGAUUUAAUCCAUGGACUAGGCCCUACAAACCGGAUACUCCGGAUCACCUGGAAAACAGAAAGAAUAAUGAGAAAAAUGCUCAGAAAAAUCAGCCGUCAUACAACCCGGCUCCACCAUCAGGCUGGGCACCUAUGCCUCGAGACAGAUUGACUGGUCUAACUUUAAAUCAGACAAGACAACCAGAGAAAAGUGAGAUCAUGAGUCAGGGUGUUAAAAAUAUUCAGCGAAUACAGAGUGAAACAAGGGGAUGGCCUCCACAACCACAGGCUAACACAAACCAAGGUCGACCACCUCAGAGAUACGAUCAAUGGACACCUUCCUCAAGGAGACAGAACUGGAAUCCACAUGGUACCAUGAAACCAGACCCAGACGGAGGGAAACAAGGAGACGUGGAAAAGGAAGUGGAGAAAGAGAAAGAAGAAGGCAGAACCAAAACUAACAUCAAUGUGGUUAAAGCUGUCCUGAACGAGGUGUACAGACAGAGAGACAACAAGGACUUAUCAGUGGCCUCCAUAAUGGACGCCAUCAACAACCGGGAAACAAGGUACAAAAUGCAGUACAGAUAUGAAGGAAACGUUCCUCCACCACCCUGGACAAAACAUCUAGAGACUGUUAAAGCACAGAAGAAAGGACCGACACCCAAACCUGCUGAAGUGGUAGCUGAGGAUGUAAAGAGAAUCAGCAUUCCAAGGACUGGAGCUAGCUUUAGGUUUUCCUCAAAAUACAUUCCAAGAAACAUGGCUACAAUGAUUCAAAAUCAAACAGUGCAACCCAAUCAAAACCCAAGAGCACAGCCUAAUCAAAACACGGUCAACAUGGGGUGGCCACAGACACCUCCAAUAACCUCCAACUCUCCAUCUGGGCCAGUAACUCCAGCAUCCGUCUUUAAAACACAAGAUAUCAUGCAGCAAGCUAUAGGGAUAGCUCAGCACCCUGGGAAUGUGGUAUCUGCUAAAUCCAACAACAGUCAAACAAUACCAGACCUGGCUCCAAUGUUAGGAGAGAUGCCUACCACCACAGGGAAAGUCAUCACACUGAAUGUAGACACUGAGAUCCAAGUCCAGAAAGGAGACCAGGUACACAUGAUAAACCAUGAACAAGUCAUCACUGUUCCAAUCAAUAGGACAACUCCCGUGCCCCUAAAUCCAAAUCAUAUGGGGGUUACCAUGGCGGUUGUGGAGAGAUGGCCUGAAAUGAGUACGCCACCGGACAGUGUUCAGAAGGCCCCAAUUCCUACCGAGGCCUCGUUAUCUCCCUCCUCCACCUUUGGUAUCAUUGUGGGAAUCAUCAUAGGAUUCACCAUCAUUUUAGGACCAAUUCUAUGUAUCAUAUGCCGAGUUCGAAGAAAGCACAGAGAGAAGAAGCGAAGACUCUCGGCUAAGCAGAGUGGAUUCAGUAAAGGUGAUGUCGAUGCCAUGGAGACCAUGAUAAGCUGCGACUUUGGUGAGUCUGCUGGGCCAUCCUCUGGCAUCAGCUUUGGUGCAAAAGCCAAAGUGAAAAGCUUCCUCACUCGACCAGCAAGUCGGGGAAAGGCUGGCACUGAACUGCAAACCAUCCGACCUAAAAAUCAAACCACAACGGCCGUCAUUCACUGAGUGGCUUUCAUCAGAAAUCUGUUUGUGUGGCUUAUCAAAAUAAUUUUGUUGUUUUCUUCUAAAACGGAUGUCGGAAAUCCUUAAAUGUCUGAGACAAACAUUACAAUACCUGUAAAUUGAUUGAACACCAUAUAAUGCUGUUUUCUUUGUACAAAUAAAUGUCUCACUAUAUGCAAAA
Messenger RNA from Ostrea edulis (European flat oyster), 3377 nucleotides. RefSeq lists its product as uncharacterized. NCBI's taxonomy places the organism in Eukaryota, Metazoa, Mollusca, Bivalvia, Ostreida, Ostreidae. The transcript is spliced from 2 exons. The record is from RefSeq and is a predicted model, not a curated record. Bases 449 to 3199 code for a protein of 916 amino acids.